Dinoponera quadriceps is the source of this 2544-nucleotide messenger RNA. RefSeq lists its product as uncharacterized. The transcript has 4 exons. The record is from RefSeq and is a predicted model, not a curated record. NCBI's taxonomy places the organism in Eukaryota, Metazoa, Arthropoda, Insecta, Hymenoptera, Formicidae. Bases 1 to 2544 code for a protein of 847 amino acids.
AUGGAAGCGCCGCCGCAGAGCCCGAUCGAGCAGUACUAUGAGAUCCAAGAGAUCGAAGAAAUCCCGAGAAAGAUCGAGCCUUCGAUGGCAGGAUGUGCGAGUAAAGACGUCGCCGAGAACGCGACGUACUUUGCCCGCUGUGACCUGCCGAAGUCGAAUCCGACCUCGACCGGCCGCGUCCGCGAGGAGACGCUCGACAACGGGACCGAGCUGAUCCUGUUUCUGCAGGAGGAAGAGCUAACUAAAUAUCGGCAACGAGAAGCGAUGACGGGUCGGCAGGUUAUCGAGCUGAGCGACAGCGACUGCAAGUUGGCCCUUCGCCGGCACCUCGAAAUGGCGGACACCGUCGAGAGGGGUGAGGCGUCGCGUAGCGGCCUGGACAUGGAGAUGCUGCGGAAGCUGCCGCCAGGCACGAUCGUCACGAAGCAGGAGCAAGCGAGCAAAGCCGACGACAACAGCGAUUACAAGGAGCAGACUGAGACCAGCAGCAGCGGCGGAAGCAGCUCGACUUCCGGUGACACGGCUGCCAAGGUGAAGCGGAUCCCACGAGCAGUCAGGAAUAAAACUCGCGAGACGGUGCAAGUGAGGCGAAAUCCCACGCGGGUGUCUAAGAAGGAUGUCGACAAGGACUUCCCGCGGCAGCCGAGGCAGCAACUGUUGGUGAACAGGCGGGAGGCCUGCGCGAAUUACGAAGCCGGCAAGCGCAAGAAAUCGUCCGCGACGCCUUACAUGAACACCAGAUCGGUCACCCGUAAGAUGUAUACCGUGGGUGCGACUUAUCAAGCGCCUACCAAGCGGGACGAGACCGAGUGGAAGGAGUGGCCCGUGCACGGGAUGCACGAGAGGCCGGUCUAUCAUCCUCAGGUCGGUCUGGCGGUGGAAUACCUGGGAAAAUGUUUCGUCAGUCUCGACGAGAAGUAUUGCGAGAUCGUGGACGACUCCGCGAUCGAGGUGGUGGCCAUCGAUCCGCGCUACGACCGACGGCCGGCCUCGGCUGAGAAGAAAACGGCGAAGGCAAGGAAGAACAAGCGAUCGUCGAACAGCCUGGUCACCUGGAACCCUUCCGCGUCGACGAAGGUGAACAGGUCUUUCGGCACAUGCAUGCACGGGAGCCUCCACUGCGUGUUGGGUUACUGCUCGCAAGUGAUGGCGCCGUCCGGCAGACAAGCGACGGAGGAGGAGCCGACGGUGAAGCGACCGGCGACGCCCGCGGCCAAGACCAGCGUCUCGGAGUCGACGAAAGAGAAGAUCAGCACGGAGAAGCCGGACAGGUUCGCCGAAGGGUCGAAGUUGUUGGAAGGCUACGCCAUCGCCAUGGCGCACAGUGUCCAGGGCAAGAGCACCGCGAGCGGUCGCGAUAGAGCCGGUGCUGUGGCCGUCGGCUCGUCGGCAUACGCGCCACCGGAGGCGCAGAGGCCGGUCGUGGAAGCGGACGGCUCGAAGACCGCUCCGUCGAACAGCAGGACGAACUUGCCGACGCUCCGAGGCUACCCGAACGCGCCUCUGGUCUUGCUGAGGAGCUCAGCCGCGAAGACCGGCGAGGUGUACAAGACGAAAGACGCGUUCAAGCCGGCUAAGGAACCGUCCGUCAACGAGGAGACGUUGUCGUCGAUCUACAAGCUGUUGACCGCGAACGAGGCAGCCGCCAAUCGCGAGGCGACGAGGAACAGCUUUUACACCUUGAAGCGGCAGCCCGCGAGCGACGACCGGAAGUACGUCCCGAAGAGGAGCGCUUCGAACGUCCAGCUGGAGAACUUGAGGAGCCUCCGGCUGGCGAAGGAGAGUGACGGGAUGGGGAGCGCCGACGUGAAGGUCAAGCCGGACGACAGGAUGUUGACGAGCGCUGCUCCCAACGUGAAGAAUCGCUCGUGGUGCACCAGCGAGCCGUCGGAGAUCGCCCGGAUCCUCUCGGAAUACAACCGGGGCGCGACGAGGAAACCAGCGAUACAGAUCUACGGCGGCGCGUCGAACAGCGCGAAGGACCUCGCAAGCCUCGCGACCUCCAGGCAUUCGGCCGGAGUGAGCUGCUUCUGGAGGGACACCACGGCGAAGGAGAACCGCGACGUCUCAGCGGACAGAAGCGUUGGCCUCAACAUCUCGUCGGGCAGAUGGAGGAAACCGUCGGUGCCGGGGAACACCGGUGACCAGCCGCAGCUCGCCGAGCACGAGCGAACAUUCAGCGGUUCCAGGGGACUCACGGCGUUGUCGGAGAGCUGCCACGGAGCUUCUUCGAGAGAACGGACGAAGCCGGGUAUCUCGGGCCAAGCGAGAGAGAUAGUCGGCGUGACGCGCAAGGACCUCGGCAGGCAGCCGCGAGAGACGCCCGUGAUCGACGCGAAGCAAGCGGUCUCGGGACGCACCGAAGACGAAGCGGAGGCGCGGAAAACGGAGGAGGAAUGUCUGCGGGAACUACUGGAGAAUACAGCGGUGCUGUACUGCGCCGCCAACGGCAUUCACCAGGACGAUCUGUCCAACUACAUCAACACCCUCGACGGCAGACAGAGCAUUCAGUGGCUGGAGACUUGGAAUAACUCGAUCGUCUAA